Mustela lutreola (European mink) is the source of this 1790-nucleotide messenger RNA. Its product is annotated as collagen alpha-1(XVI) chain-like. The transcript has 2 exons. NCBI's taxonomy places the organism in Eukaryota, Metazoa, Chordata, Mammalia, Carnivora, Mustelidae. The record is from RefSeq and is a predicted model, not a curated record. Bases 147 to 956 code for a protein of 269 amino acids.
CCGGCGGAGGAAUCCCACGCCGGGAAGGGAGCUCCGAGAAAAUAAACGGAAAGUCGGCGUGCGACACCCCUCCUCCCUCCGCCGCACGACUCCCGCCGCCGCGCCCACGCCGCUCCCACGCCGCCGUGCUCCAGGACAGCAACGUCAUGCGUGACGUAACGCGAGCCCCCCCCUCCGGCUUCCCCGCCCCUUCCGGCGCUUACCCGGAAGUGGUCUUCCAAGGCGGAAGUAAGCGGGCGCUUGGAGAGCUGGCGGCGGCUGGCCUCGGCUCGGUGGGUCCGGAGUUUGCGGGGAAGUCGGGACCGCGAUCCCGCGCGGCCCCCGGACUGCCUGAAAGCGCCCCCGCACGGCGGGGAUGGGGGCCGGCCGGCCUUCCAGGGCAGCCCCGGAGGAGCGGGUCCUUCCCGCCCUCGUCCUCCGGCUUCUGCCCCCCUCUCAGCUCCCGCAGUCCGAGCCGGGGCCGCCCCGUCUUGUCCGGCCUUCGCGCUGAGAACGGUCUUUACACUUGCAGCGGCCUCCAGCCUGGGCAGGAAUGUACCCCCUGUGUGUGCUCCGGUUUGGGCCUGACGCCGGGAAGCCGGGGAGCUGGGGACGAGUCUCCGGUUUGGAUCGGAACCCGCCCUGGCGGAGCCUCCCAGUACGUGGUGCAAGCCUUGGCCUUUUCUGUUUGGGCUCCUGCUGAGGGUUUUGCAGCGGAUCGCCGGGACGGCGUUACCCCAGGGGCUCUGCCUGGGCCCCCAGCCGCGCUGGAGCGCUGGGUGGGCCCGAGCACGUUCAUAAAACAGUGCUACACGUUCCCUGGGCAAGACAGGCCCGGAUGCUGGUGUCAGGCAGCCACUGUCACGCCGAGGGCUGUGCCUCCGCCCGCCUUCCACCACGUCCUUGGGGCCGAGGGCUGUCUCGGUCGCGACACCGGUGAUGGGGCAAAGUGGCUCAUCUUCCUUAUCUCAAAGUAAGCAUCCCCCCAAGAAGAGGUAGCUCUGCCAGCCAGGCCUGCUGGGGCUGGUAGAAAAGGGGGCGGUGAACCUGCAGACAGGAGUCUCCGCGAGCCAGUAACAGCUGGCCUCACUUGCGCCCUGCUGCGUAUCAUGGGACACCCCUCCAGACCUUCACAAGACGGGGACACCUGUAACUUCGCACAUUCAUGUCUGUUUCGGAAAGCACAGGUCCCUUUGGUUGGUGUUCAGGAGCUGCCUGAGGGCACUCUCACCUGGGGGCGGAGAACUUGAGGCCCCAGGCCCGCUGCCCGGGGGACCCUGGCCUUGCUCCCUAGCCACAGGGCUGCUGGAAGCAACCAAGUCCGCCGAAGUGGCCUCUUGGACACCGACUCGAGCUGUCCUGCUGGCCGCAGCCACCCGCCGGACCAGGCCUCCCCGGAGUCAUGUCUUACGUUUCUUGGACGUAACACCAAAGGGAGCUCCAGUUACCCCUGACUGUCGUUCACAAGCUUUCCAAGAUUAUGUGAGAGCAAUCUUCUUUUUUUCACGAGCUCUGUUUAACAAGGUAAAUAAACGGCUUCUUUGCCGAUUUUGCUGUCCUAGUAUUUGGCUCUGCCAGUCAUGGCAGGGGCAGAAACAAGUGGACACGUUCCCGUGGGGCUGUCAGGGCCACGGUCACUGGGCCUGUCAUAAGCCUGCCAUGGCGAGCAGACACCCCUGCCCCGCCAGGCCGGGCCCUCAGCACUGACCGCAUGUACUCAGGCUUCACCACCUCCAGAUGAGGCGGUGGCCCAGGGAGGGUUAGGGGGGCUGACUCUCUUCCCCGGGCAGUCUGAAGCAGAGCCGGUGUCA